Messenger RNA from Prunus dulcis (almond), 444 nucleotides. RefSeq lists its product as uncharacterized. Lineage: Eukaryota; Viridiplantae; Streptophyta; Magnoliopsida; Rosales; Rosaceae. The record is from RefSeq and is a predicted model, not a curated record. The transcript has a single exon. The coding region runs from base 1 to 444 and encodes 147 amino acids.
AUGUUUGCUGCUUUCUCCACUGUCCCUGGUGGCAACAACAAUGACACUGGUAUUCCCAUAUUCCUUCAAUCAAGGGCCUUCAUCGUUUUUGCCAUAUCCGAUGCUGUUUCGCUCAUCUCCUCCGCAGCUUCCAUCUUGAGCUUUCUGUCCGUUCUCACGUCGCGCUAUGCCGAAGGAGAUUUCCUCCAUUCGUUACCCAACAGAUUGAUCGUAGGGCUUGCAACUCUAUUCAUCUCCAUAACUGCCAUGAUGAUCACAUUCGUUGCCACAGUAUUUAUUGUUCUUGGCUCCGAAUUUCAUGGCAUAAAAGUCCCAAUUGCUUUGGUUGCUGGCGUCCCAGUUGGUUUCUAUGCCUUGCUACAAUUUCCCCUUCUUGCAGAUAUGAUCAAUCAUGCUUACAUUUCAAGAGUAUCUUUUCGUCCUUGCAACCACCUUUUGCACUAG